Messenger RNA from Saccostrea cuccullata (small rock oyster), 3560 nucleotides. RefSeq names its product nuclear distribution protein nudE homolog 1-like. The record is from RefSeq and is a predicted model, not a curated record. Gene Ontology annotation, cellular component: kinetochore; centrosome; kinesin complex. Gene Ontology annotation, molecular function: microtubule binding. Gene Ontology annotation, biological process: mitotic centrosome separation; chromosome segregation; microtubule nucleation. The transcript is spliced from 10 exons. The coding region runs from base 82 to 1035 and encodes 317 amino acids. Lineage: Eukaryota; Metazoa; Mollusca; Bivalvia; Ostreida; Ostreidae.
UAAAGUUAAAAUUCAGACAAUCUAUUUUCCCAUAUCUUAUUCAAGCAUCAGACAUUCAACGAUCCUUGAACUUAAAGGAGGAUGGAUGACUCGAACUCGAAGAAGUUCCAAACUCAAAAAGAAGAGAUUGACUACUGGCGCCUAGAGGCGGAACGUUUCAAACAAGAUUUGGAAGAAACAAGGGAGGAAUUAGAGGAAUUUCAGAUAAGCAGCAGGGAGCUGGAAUGUGAACUGGAAGCUCAGCUGGAGCAGCUGGAGUCUAAGAACAAAGAGCUUCUGUCAGAGACCACAAAACUCAGCAGUGAAAAUGCCUCACUCAAGGAAAAGAUUGAGCUCUUACAAACAAACAGUCACAGACAAGUAUCCAAUUUAGAGGAUGAGCUAGCUCAAGUUAGUGCCUAUAAAGACGAAUUACAGAGAUACAUCAGGGAGUUAGAGCAGACAAAUGAUGAUCUGGAAAGAGCCAAAAGGGCAACAGUUGUGUCACUGGAAGACUUUGAAGUGAGAUUAAAUCAGGCAAUUGAAAGGAAUGCCUUUUUAGAAAGUGAAUUAGAUGAAAAGGAAACUUUAACAGAAACAGUGCAGAGAUUGAAAGAUGAAGCAACAGACCUUCGAUCGGAGUUAAACGUGGUUCAGUCAAGACCAGCAAGUUCAGUCGAAAGCAUUGCUUCCAAAGAAGACAGUAAUUCCAAUGCAAUUCCAGUAAAAAAGAAACAGGAUUCGCGAGAGGAAAACAGCAUUAACGAUAAACCUCCCUCUUUAUCCACUCCUCCAAACAGAGGAAUACCUUUUAAAUCAGCAACAAGCACACCACUUACACCAUCUGCAAGAAUCUCAGCUUUAAACAUAGUCGGAGACCUGCUUCGAAAAGUUGGAGCUUUAGAAUCUAAGCUAGCUUCCUGUCGAAACUUUGUGAAAGAUAAUCCAAGGGGAGGAAAGCCAGCAUCAGUUAGUCCAACGAAUUCCCCAAGGGCUAAAAGAUUAAACAGAGGAGCAUCAGUGCCACCCCAGCAAGGAGUUAAAAUCCCAGUCUGAUGUUAAGCCAAACCUCGCCACUCUCAAAAAGCAAUCCAUGAUGAUAUUCUCUAUCCUAAUAGUCAGGGCAAAGAUUAAAUGUUUCUGUGACCAGUUAUUCAUUUUUAUUGGAUGCUAAGAUACAUGCUUGAAAAACCAUUUUCAAGUAAAGAAAAGGAUAUUUGAAUUUUUUUUUUUUAAUAUUGUUUCAUUUUUGGGGGGAGGAUUAUUAUAUACAUGUCUAUCACAUCAAUUUGUUGUCAUUCUAUAACUGGGUUUUACAUUGACAGAAUUCUCUUAAAAAAGUGAUGUAAAUUUUUCCUUUCAUUUUUGGAUUUCAGAUAUGAAAAGUUAACCAUAUUUGCUUUUAAAAAUUGUAUCCAUAUAAUAAUUGUACAGAUAUAUGUUGUGAAUACUCAUUUGUACAUAGUUAGUGAUUUGUAUUAAGUUAUUGAAGAAUCAUAAGCACAAAGUAUGAUGAUUUAGUUGUUUAAGUUUUAGUUUAUGUCUUACUUUGGACAUCUAUAGAACCAAUUUGAUAAAAGUAUCCUCCCUCACCCCCCCCCCCCUCUCCCCAAGGAUGUAUAAAAUAAAUGGCAAUCAAAUAUAAGAAGAUAAGAUAAUAAAAAUUAAUAAUAAUAGAAGAUAUUGAAGAAAUAUUUUUAUUAUUAGUGGGUAUAUAGCAUUGUUUAGUGAUAACAUGUAUCGAUUAGAUAAGUAGGAAAAUUGUGUUCAUAGUUUACCUACUUAUUGGUUAAAGUGAAUGGAAGUUUAUGUAGGUAUCAUCUAAAGAAGUUUUAUUUUCUUCAUCAAUUACCUAUUUUUCAGUUUCUUUUUUGUUUAAAAAAUUAACCUUUCAAGGAAUCUUAGCUUUAAGAAAACUGUAGAGAAAUCUUUUUUUGACUUUGUUCAAAUAAGUUUUUUUUCUUCUAGAAUUCAUCACAGGAAGAUGGGUGAUGGGAAAGAUGCCUUUAUAAAUGUGCUGUUGACACCAUAAUUCACUUAUUAGACCUAUUAUUAUAUUCAUUUCACUUGUUUUCCAUUUAAUGGUCACAGUGGUAGUUUUAUUUUCCUUCCUUAAGUUCCUCACUCUUUAUUGGUAAAGACCAUAUAAUUUGUUAUUCUGAAAGACCAUUAGAAAGAUUAAGAAAACAGUUCAUUAUCAGAAGAUUUUAUUUCAUUUAGAACAAAAAUAAAUUGACAACAAAAGAAGCUUUCACUUCCCUUUUCUGUGAAUGAAAAAUUUUGUCUUCCUCUACGUAAAAUUAUGAUGGAACAAUUAAUGUGCUACAAAUAUAAUAUGGUGUUGACUUGAAAGAGAUUUUUUUUUACCAAUAAUUGCAAUUACUGUGUGGUUGUUUGUGUGUGUGUUAUUUGAUGUCAGGGAAUUAAACAAUUUAUCAUUUGGGUGUACAUGAAUUCACUGAAUGAAUUGUAUAACAUAUGAAAAGUAACUGCUGUGAAUUUUUAAUUGGUGAUUUUGAUUUUGUUGUGAUACUUUGUGUGUUUAUCAGGGUUGCUGUAUACAUUACUGUAUUUCAUGCAGAAAUUUUUUGUCACUUUGCUCUUCUUUUAUUUUGUUUUUUUUUCUUUAAGUUUGUAUUACAUUAUGAGAAAACUCUUGCCAUUAUUAAUGAUGUGAUUUUUUCUUUCUGAGAUCAUAUUAAAUUCAUCCUCUAUGUUUUUAAUACUUGCUGAAGAAGAAGUCAUCAAAAUCUCUGUUCAUUAAUUAAUUAAUUCACACUUUGUUUACAAUCCCAAAAUGACAUGUGUAUUUGUAGUACUGCAUACAUUUUAAGAUCUGGAGUGGUGAUAUGUUUUGUCUUGUAUCAUUAUGGGUCAUUUCGCUUACUUUUUAGUUUUAAAUGUCAUGAACUUGACAUUUUUCUUGAUGUCUUAUUAUGAAGAAAAGAUCAAGUUUAUAACUAGGUUGGGAAAAAUUCAGAUCCCAGUCAUUAACUGAUUGUCAUUUUAUCUUCAUUCCAUAUGCUGUAAAUGUACUUAUUUUAGCAUUUUCUCUAAUAUUUCAGUGCUGUUGCAUUGCAUUACAUCCACCAAUGCAAGUACAUGCUAGUACAUGAUUCAAACUAAUCCAUUUAGUUUUGCAAGAAUUAGAUGUGUAAAUUUAUUGAUUGCACCCAUCAUUGAAGGAGAAUAUUGCACUGAAUUUUGAGUGUGUCAAUUUAUGUGCAUUUACAGUACUCAUUGAAAAUUUGACUAUGUUUUAUAAAAACUUAAUUAAACUACUGUCAACUGGUUUGAAUCAUUAUUUGUGGUGAAGAGAUAAGUAUGCAUUGUUCAAUUCAUUUUGGCUAAGAAACUUUUUUUAAUCAAACAAGCAUUUAUAAAAGAGUUUGUCAGGAUUUUUCAUGUAAUUUAGUUGAACUGCAAUAUCACAGGUAUGAAUUAAAAGCACUGUAGUGUGCUAAGAAUUUAAGUUUCAAUUUACCUGCACAUGGGAGUCUGGAAUUUUCAGAUUCUGUAAGCUAUUCUGAUAUGUUGUUUACAGAAUGAUUUUAAGUGUCCAAGUAAAGGUUUUAGAUGGA